Messenger RNA from Oreochromis niloticus (Nile tilapia), 5752 nucleotides. RefSeq names its product NELL (neural EGFL like) family member 3 (gene nell3). The coding region runs from base 263 to 3064 and encodes 933 amino acids. The transcript is spliced from 5 exons. NCBI's taxonomy places the organism in Eukaryota, Metazoa, Chordata, Actinopteri, Cichliformes, Cichlidae. The record is from RefSeq and is a predicted model, not a curated record. Gene Ontology annotation, molecular function: heparin binding; calcium ion binding; protein binding.
UUUUACUUCAGAGGGGAACUCAAGGGAGAGGAGAGGGUGAAGGGUUAAUUUGUAGCUGGGGAAACCUGAUGCUAAUUAAGUCUCAGGAAUGCCACAUACACUGACAUUGUAGUGCCGAAGCCCUCAGAGUGGGUCAGGCAUGGAGAGAGACGGCAGUAAUGCGUGAGUCCAGUGUUUUUACUCCUUUGUGACGGUCGGGAAAAGCCAGCCUCACCAAACCCCGGAGCUGAAGGCAGAGUAAGCCCACAUAUUAGAUGCGAAAAUGCUUUUACUGACAUCUCUGCUGUUGCUGCAACUCUCCUGGGUAUCGCUGCACAACGCCGCGCAAGCUGUAGCGGAGAUUUGCCGGGGGACGCACUGCUAUGGCGGAGACACCGGUGAUCCAAGACCGUGCACCGGGGCGCACUGUCCGGGGAGCCGAUCUUCCAGACCCCCGCGGCAGUUUAACCCGUCAACGCAGGGGAAAACGGCUCAUGUAGCCGCCAGCCAACACCGCGUGUACCCGAGCUCUCCAAGAGCGGCAUCGGAGACUUUUCCAGGCGCCCAGCUGCUACUGCGCGGGCGGCACAGCGACGGCAGCACUCGGAGGAGUGCGCCUGAAGUUUUACCUGCAGGAUGCACCGAUGCGGAGUGCGCUGUUCAUGUGAAACAAUUUCAACCCAGCAAUGACACCCGAGACUGUAAAGGGAUCGAGUGCAGACUGCCACUGAGGAUACGGCCAAAAGCUCGAGCAGUGGCUUGUGUGGGAGAAGGAUGUCUGGCCGGUUCAGAGGAGAGCGUGCCUCCUGUACAUCUGUCGGACAGAGCCUCGCAGUUUCUGGGGGAUUUUCCGGAGUUUGAAUAUCCAUCGUCGGAACUUGGCGCAGCGCCUUUAGGUGUCCAGCUCACAUGUGAUAUCAAGCCAGGAGAGAAUGAAGUUCCUUCAGAAGAUGCCCUCAUCUUGCACCUCCAGCUGUCCAAGGGGCAGGAGAAGCUUGUGGAGGCCCUGAGAGCCCAGCAGAUUAUCAUCCGCGAUCUGCAGCAGAAGCUCGCUGACCAACAGGAGGCCCUGCUGUCGCAGCAGCGUGAGAUCCUGCAGCAGCAGCAGCGAAUGUAUGAGCAAAUGGAUGUGGUGAAGGCCCAGUACGGUCUUCUCUCAGACACCUUCAAACAGGUUUCCUUCCAGGGCCUGAAGGGCGAGCUGCAGAGCUACUUCGAGAGCCAGCUGGCUGGACUGCAAAGCCAAGCCCGCAGCCACCUGCAGAAAUCCUACGCCGUCCACAAAGUGGACAUCAACUCUAAGGUGAUGGAUGUGGUCGGGGAGGCUCACUUUCCUCAGCCUCUCCUGGGAUGCCCUUCACCCUGUGGAUCAGAGGAGUACUGUGACUUUCAAAAGGACCCACCUCGGUGUGAAAAGUGCACCAUGUGUCCACCAGGUUUCUUCCUCGUCUCGCAGUGCUCUCCAACUGCGGACAGAAUGUGCCAGGACAGAGACGAAUGCCUUGAAUUACCAAAUAUUUGUGGAGAGCGAGUGAAGUGCCUUAAUACUCCAGGGGGAUUCAGGUGUCUGGGCAUUUCUGAGAGAGACGCAAUAAUGGGCUUGUGCGGUCAUGAAUAUUUCUACAACCAGGAGCUGCAGGAGUGCCAAGCCUGCUCUGACUGUGAUGGAGAGCCUGUCACCGUUCCCUGUACAGCAGUCAGUGACGCCAUCUGUGGCCAGCUUUCGGAGACCCGGCUCUCUGAGUCUUGGAUGGCGAAUGUGGCAGUUCCCCCCGCCAGGUCAUCUGGCACCCACAUCUUUCCUGGGCUUCAGCUAAACAUACGAAGCAAAGAAAAAAGCGAUUUGCUGUCCAACCAGUUGGGCCAGUUGACCUUCCAGCAGCACGGGCUGGUGUGGUUGGAUCAUAACUUUGCAAUUAAGCACAGUUGCAGGAACUUCCUCCAGUUGGGGAUGAGGCUAAAUGGGAGCCAGGAAGAGGAGGGUAAGGACCUCAGCGGUGUUCGCAUCGAACAACCGGAUGGGAAGUAUUUCCAGGGGGUCAGCGUCAGUACCGGGGUGGAGGUGGAGCCUAACCACACCUUCACACUGCUGUUGAGGAGUCCAAAUCAACACUGCAAUCAGAGCAAAGAUCUUCACGUGUACGAUGCCGCAGGGCCCUCUUUGAGUCUGCUCUGGUUGUCUCAUGAUACUGGUGCUGUAGCUAUGACAGCUCAGAUGUCCCUGCUGAUGCACUACCAGACCAGCUACCGCCCAACUUUCCGCAUAACCUCAGUUUCAGACCCCUACAUGAUCAGCCUGACUCAUGACAACCGUGGGGUGCGCUUCACCGAGCGCGGAGUGGUCAAGUUUGUCCUUCAGCAAGCGUUUUACUCCAUGGGGCACACCUGCAUUCGAGAGGGUUUCUCCUUGAUUGCCUAUAUUAACCGCAACGGAACCGGCCAAGAGGUGAUGCAGAAUUUUAAGACUGGUGUUAAUUACAGGGACACUUCCAUUACACUCUCUGGUGCUGUGAGCGUGGACAGUGGAGACAUGCUCAACUUCGAGAUCACAUCCCCGUCUCAGUGCAACGUCCGCUAUUUUGGGGACAGCACUGGAAUCAGUAUUUUGAGUCUCAUCUGGAUUCCUUCAGCAGUGUCGUCAGCCUUUACAGCGACUGUGUCCAGGACCGGUCUUCCCUUUGGAGCGGUGAGGAAUAAACCUCUAUUGUUCCAGCAGAUCAGCCCAGAUACACCGCAGGUCCACUUGGCCCGCUCUGGGGAGCCAAACAGCCGGAAGAACUUUAUAUUCCGCGAGAAAGGAACAGUGAACAUAGCUCUCAACCUCAAGCUGAUCCACUCUUGUAAUAUAGUUAAACUCACUCUGCAGCGGGUAGGGGGUCAGGGCAAGCAGGCUGGUCCUGUGGCUCAGCAGGUGUCAGGAUCUAUGCCUGAAGGAAGCGAGUGGGCCAGUGUAGGGCUGAGAGCCUCAUUUCAGGUCCAGAAUGGCACGGCUCUGUACGUCACGCUGGACUGCAUCCGUGGACGAAUUAACCAGAUAGCACACGAGGGCGGCACUAACAUUUCAAUUCUCUGGGUGGCAGUGUGAUCCAAGAAGGGGCUGAGCUUUUCUCAUCAGUACAUUUUGUGGAAAAAGACAGUUUUGCACAUGUUGAAUUGCAGAGCAGUUUCAAAAUUCACCAAAGGACGAAUACGGGCUGAUAAAAUGUAGUCUUCUUUUCCACAUAUCCUGUCACAUUAUCUUUAAUGUAUAUUUCUGCACCUGUAUAGACGUUUAUGAUUACUUUUUUUGUAGGGUGUAACACUUAGAUGCUAAAAGUACUGCUUUUUGCUUGAAGUACUUCGGCUGGUUGAGCAGUGACCAAUUCUACAUCAAAUGUCUGAAUGUGUGAGUGUGUGUGUGUGUGUCUGUAUGUGUAAAUGGUGUGCAUACUUGGAAAUGGUGCUUAUGUAUGUCUGUGCGUAUGUACACACACAUUGGCAUGUCUACUUUUGCAUAUGAAUCAUUUAAUAUGUAUAUAUUAAUACUUAACAUCCAUAUUGUAUUAAACCUUUUUGUAUUGAAUUAUGAGGUUGUUAAAGCAGUAUUUUAACAUUUUGGGAAAUGCAGUGAACCAUUUUCUGGAGGACAGUUUCAUGAGUGGACCAGUGCAAACCUAGUGAUUAGUUAGCACAAAAACUGCAAACAGGGGAAACAGGUGACCUGGUUUUAGCCAAUAGUAUGGAAAUUUAUUAGCAUCUCUAAUACAAAUCAGCAUUUAACCCAAGGAACAUUCCCUGCUUCAUCCAUCUGUGUCUACAAGGCAUAACCUUAUUAUAUUCAGUAGUGAUUCCAGUUAGUGUAGUUCUUUGAAGUCCAGCUGAAGCACGUGUAGUUGCAUUUGUAGUUUAUCUCUUGUAGUGUAAUGUCUCUGUGGACUAGCCGAAAAGCAGAUCCACACAGAACCUUGCAUUCAGUGUCUAAUAACAAAAUUUAUAGAAUUCAUACACAAUAUGUCUGUGUAGGUUCUCAGUCGUCGAGGUCAUGGUAGUCUUAAGUGCUUGAAGUGAACUAGCUCAUGAAUGAGGUUUUACCUGUCAUCCAUUAUCUCUAUCUGUAACAAGUUAGUGAUGGGGGGUUCAGCAGCCCGUAGGACCACAACUGCAGCAGUUAAAUAUCUGUGACUCUCCAUCAGUUUUUAGAACCGACUAAGCCACUUGGAUGAAAGGUAACAUGUCUUCUUUCAUCAGAAAGAAGUCAUGUUACCUUUAUUUCAAGCGCUUUAGGCAUUCUAGCCAGGUGAACCUUUGCAUCCUCACAGACACAGAAACUGUAACACCUUUAACCUAUCAAAUGUGUUAAGUCACAGCAUUGCGUCGUAGGGUACCCACAUUUUGGCACUGCUCUAGGCUAGCACAGAAAACCUGGAAGCAUAUAAAUACACUUCAGUUCCAACUAAAAUGCAGGCUGGGGAGGUGUAUGUUCUUGGCUUUGAUUGGUAGCGUCUUGGCUUGUUGAACUCACUUGGCAAAUGCUCAGAGUUAGGAAAUAAUCCCUCAUAAAGCAGCUAAAUUACACAUUAGCUUUUGCUGAGACUCCGUUAAGAUGGAUGUAGUCACCUUGACAUCAUCAGCUGAACUUUUUACCUCUUGUUUCGUAGUCUUUUUUUAGCGUCUUGGCACCAUUGUGGUGGAGAAGUCUGGUUCAGUCCCUUCUAGCUAGCAGAGAUAAACAGCUAAUAGCUACAGCUGCCUGUGUUGGCAUUCACCUGUAGCAAUUCAGUCAGCAUUACACAGAUAUCAUGAAGGGGCACCAACUUAGGAUGUUAUUAGUCUGUUUAAAGGACAUCAAAGAAAACCAGUUUUUGCAUCAGGCUGUGAACAUGUCUACUGUGAAUAUGUGUUUUAAGUAGGGAGUUGAAGCUAGCCUCGAGGCUAAUUUGAGGACCUGGAGUUUCUGGCACUUCUACAGUAGCUUCAUUUUUUUCAGCCCUUGACGGCUCUGCUUUUUUGUUGUACAGAUUAAACAAACACAAUUUAACUUGUAAAUCGUUGAGCUUUGACAAUACUGGCAGGCUGUUUUUUUCUAAACUACUGCACAAAACCAAGCCAGCUGUUUCCCUCUGUUUCAUUCUCUGUGUGUAGCUAAACUAAGCUAAUUUCAUAGAUAACACAACGAUAUGAGAAUGCUAUCAUUGUUCUCAUCUAACUUCCUUUCAACAUAUGGUAAUUUGCUGAAAUAUAUAAAAACUAGUCUCACCAAAUCUAUUGUAGUACCAUUUAAAAGAGCAGGGAUUUAAAAAAAAGAAGAAGUUGUUUUUGGUAUUUAUUUUAUGAAGCAGGACCUUUGUAUUCUGCUGUGGAAUGCAUAUGAGUUGUCAGGUAUGAUAAAACAGUAAAAAUAUGUAUAGUAUGGAGUAAAGCACUGAGUAGACAUGUAGUGAUAGUGUCUGCUUGUACACAUAUAGUUUUGCGUAGUAUUAUGGAAUAUGCAAACAUCUUCCUUUGUUAUUCUUUUGCCUAAACGCUGUUCCUCUGUAAAGAGCUGCCCAUGCAUAUCCCUCCUAAUUGCCUCUGUGUGUGUUCUGUCCUCUGAGCAAUUAGGCAUAAUUAAGUGUUUCAGAGAGCUGGCAGCAAAGGCGCCGCUGAAAUUCUUCACCUUUUUUCUCACUUCUUUGCACGCGGUGAUACUUUUGAGGUGCUUUUAGACUCCCUGCAAGCUUCUUGUGGAACGUCAGUGUAUUUACAGUAUUCUGGUUCAACACCAAAUAAAAUAUACAUAUAUUUUGCCAUAAAA